Messenger RNA from Polyodon spathula (Mississippi paddlefish), 4196 nucleotides. RefSeq names its product MPL proto-oncogene, thrombopoietin receptor (gene mpl). Gene Ontology annotation, biological process: hemopoiesis; immunoglobulin mediated immune response; cytokine-mediated signaling pathway. Gene Ontology annotation, cellular component: external side of plasma membrane. Lineage: Eukaryota; Metazoa; Chordata; Actinopteri; Acipenseriformes; Polyodontidae. Gene Ontology annotation, molecular function: cytokine receptor activity; protein binding. The record is from RefSeq and is a predicted model, not a curated record. The transcript is spliced from 12 exons. Bases 391 to 2364 code for a protein of 657 amino acids.
AUAAUAAUAAUAAUAAUAAUAAAGUUGGAACUGAAGAACGUUUUAAUCUGUAGUCAUGUUGUCUUCAACAAAAUAAAAACGCAACCAAACAAGCUCCUGCAACUUGUGAGAUAAGCACUGGUGUCGCCCUGUCUGUUGACCUGGCAGUAAAUCAGGUGCACUUUCUUUUCUUUCUUUUUCUGUUUUGCUGUGCCCUGUCACCCUGCUCUCUGUGUGGCGAGCUGGUAAGGGGUUAGCUGUGGGGCCCUCACUGGGGGGCUGGCUCAAUCCUCCAGCCACACACUUCCUGAUCAGCCAGGCUGAGCAUUGUGAGAUAGCACUCACUUUCAGAGGGUCCCUGGCUUUUCACAACAGAGCAGCUUGGAUGAGGUGAGUCGCACCUGUAGAAGAAUGGCUCCUCGUUUUGCAUGGAGACUCAGGAUCCUGUUCCCUGCUUUGAUCAGCUGUGCAUUGCUUUUGCCAUCCCCCUGUGGAUCCCUCCAAGCGCUGCGGGAAGUGAUCGCUCUGCUUGCUGAUGAUAAAGAUCCCAAAUGUUUCACCCGAGUGGACAGAGACCUGACUUGUUUUUGGAAAGACAGCAGUAACACUUCAUAUGAUUUCUAUUAUGAAUAUGAGGGGGAAGAAGAGGAGAAGAAAUGCACACUUACCCAUCAGAGUGUGGACCCGGCCACGGUGCUUCACGUUUGCUCGUUCCCUCCUGAAGAUGUUUACCUGUUUGUUCAAGCACACAUCAAAGUGACGGAGUCCGGGACAAACAACACUGUCCACGAGCGCGUGCUGAAUGUGGAGAACCAAGUUCUGUUAGACCCACCAACCGAUGUCUCAGUUUCUCUCAAUGGUAAGCCACGGCAGCUUACGGUGAGGUGGACAGCUCCCAGACCAGGCAAUCUGGAGUAUAAAAUAAGAUACUCCUCUGACAAAGUGCAAGAGGUGGUAAGCAAGGCAGGGUUACUGGUUCACACUCUGUAUGAGCUGAGUCCUGGUGAGAAAUAUUACAUUGCAGUUCGUGCCAAGCCAGAUGGCAGCUCACGGGACGGUUUUUGGAGUGCCUGGUCCCAGGCUGCCAGCGCUGUGGUGCCCAGACCUGCAGAUGAAAUUCAUCUGAACUGCUUCACCCCUGAUCUCCAGUCUGUUAUCUGCAAUUGGAAUUCAGAAGAAAUGGAGAAGGAUACUCAAUACACUCUCUAUUACCAGUCCAGAAACGGUGACUGGGAAGUGUGUGACCACAGUGACAUCACCAACACCUGCACAUUCCAGGGUUGGAACUCAAGUGACAUCAUUGUUACGGUCAAUGCCAGCUCAAGGCAUCAGAACCACACCUUCUACAAGGAGCCAAUCAGCAUGAAUCACAUGGUUCUCACAGCCCCGCCGAAGCACUUGGCAGGUGAAGUGAAUGACGGCAAGCUGAGCCUUCAGUGGGAACCAGCAGUGGCAGAGCUUGCAGAACACAUGGUUUACCAGGUCCGGUAUUCACUGGAUAACCACAGUGGAUGGAAGCACAUUACCCUUGAGAGCCCAGAGCCCAGGGCCCUGCUGGAUGUGCAGGCGGGGAGUCAGUACCACAUCCAGAUCAAAACCAAGCCCAAUGGAGACACGUACAGGGGGUCCUGGAGCAAGUGGUCCCACACUUUCACAGUGGCAGUUCCACUGCAGCUCGGACUACUGCUCAUUGGCUUUGUCCCGUUAGUGCUGAUCCUGACAGCUGUUGUGAUAAUGGCCACAUUCUCCAAGUUUUUCAGUAAGAUAAAACAGCACCUGUGGCCGCCUGUGCCUGACCUGGACAGAGUUCUGGAAAACUUCCUGACAGAGAUCAACAAGGGCUGGCAGCCAAUGCAGCCGUUUAACGAAAAACUUUGCGAGGAGGAUGUCCUCCCAACUGUGGUGGAGAUAGUGUCUGAGGAGGAAACCAGCAACUCCACAAAGAGCCAAGGAGACGACGUGGACAGCCCGUCCCCUGCCCUCGGACGUGACCGCCUUUCCCUUUCUGAGGAGAAGCCCCCCUUAGAGACUGCCAGUCAGGGUUAUGUAGUCCUGGAUCCAGAGCAUGACGUCACAGGUUACGAGAAGGAAGGCAAGAUGGAUAGCUACCGCCCUGUAAGCCUACACUGCCAGCCAUGCAGUUUUCCAGAUUCCUCGGUCCACGGCAGUCACGUCCUGCCACAGCCCUUGUCCUGGUACAGCCACCUGGCGUCUCAGUCAUUACAUCUCCACCCACCUCACUCUGCGGAUAUCUCAAACCAUUCUUAUUUGCUGCUUGCCGACUCCGAAUCCAAAAUCCAGGUGGAUCUGCAGCUCAGCGGAGAAGCAAACCUGUACGCAAACGUGGACGGUGUAACCCAGCUAAUCCAGAGAGUGAAUCACUGAGCUGUUCUAUGCAUGGUCAGAAACCUUAAAAGAAACUUAAACUCAACGACGAACGCUUCCACCAGUAGUCUUUCUCAAUGGAAAAAAUACUCCUCUAGUCAAAGUAUUUGUCAAUGAACUUCUGUUUCUUUUGGCAUCUCUAAAUCCAGCCCUUUUAGUGUUUAGGGGUCAGGGUCAGUUCUGAUCUAUCAUGCAAGCUGAUAGGUCAUUCAAUUCCUGAUUAAACAAAGUACAGUACACUAUAUACCACAAGGUGUGGACACACGUCUGUCUCAGUAACUAACUGUGCACUAAGCCUCCACCCACACGGAGCAAUCCUGGAGUCUUUAUCACAUCUCAAACUCUAUACACAGGACUUUGUACAGAGGACUGGUUUAGGGGCAGACAGUGCAGCUGGACACUGCUGGGCCUAACUGGCGCUCUAGGGCAAGGGUUUUCAACCAGGGGUACUCGUACCCCUCAAAUAAAAAUGAAAGUAAUAGAAAACAAAAUAAUGUUUUUUUUUUUUUUUUUUUUUUUUUUUUUUUUAAGUGUUAUAUAUCGUCUAAAACACUGUAUAAUUAUCUUUGUAUAGCAGAUGAAAACAAAUACACAAAAUCUAUCACGUCCAUGUUUUCCACCUGUACGCAUGCGCGAUUUCGAUUGAGUGGAUUGGAUACAUAAGUGAAACAGGCGCCUGCCCACUGCCUAUGGAGAGCACUCUGCGCUACUCAUGAUUUUUGCUGUUUUCAGGUCGUAUCAGUGAAGCACGGGCUGCAUUUUAGUAACAGCAAUAGUGCCUGGUGGAUUAUGUUGUCGGGGUUUGAAACAGACGCAUUUCUUACUGGUGAACAAAAACAAAGGAAGAAAAACACAGUCUACAGAAAGUGCGAAGCGGCAGAAAGUUAUAUACAGUCCCUUUGGAUAAUUAUGCUGCCUUUAAUAAAAUAAAAUAAAAAUAAAAUUAUGUGCAUCCAAGGACAUGUAAUUAAGUUUUAAGAAUGAAGCCAACUGUUUGGUAUUCUGUCUUAAACCAGCAGUUUGUCAGCCCCAGACUGUUGUGAAAAAUGACACAUUACAUAAACGGGGGAAAAAAUGUGUUAAUCAGAAUAUUAACUAUGGUACCAGUCAGUGAGCAAAAUUGUAAAGGGUACUUCAGCUGAAACCUCCCGACAGAAGGGGUGCUGUUUCAAAAAAAGGUUGAGAAGCCCUGCUCUAGGGCAUCUACCUCGUCCGUUUUUAUGAAUGUGUUAUUCACCCCAGUGUAACGUUCUACUGCAGGUAGAACAAAAUCUACAGAAAACAUAUUCACAAGUGUUCAGGGAAUGGUUAACUGUACAUAGCAAUUAGAGGCCAACAAACAAUGAUGGGAUAACAGAAAUCUUUUAUACUGUUUCUUCACGUGUAUAUAUAUUUUUUGUCAAGCUUAGAUCAAUUUAGAACAGUCCACAUGAGAUGCAUAUUACUGAGUUUGAUAAGAUCUGCAACUUUGGAAAUGCAGUUUAUUUUUAUUUUAAAAGCAAUUCGUUUUUCUUUUUGUAAUUAAGGCAGCACUCUUUGUCUCUUCGCAGUCCAGUCCCAUCACUGCAAGCGGUUCUAACGUGGUUGUUGCUGAAAGUUUGAUGAAACACUUUGACAAAACAAAAUUUGUACAAAACAUUGAUUGAAAAUGCAUCGCAGUUCUGUGUACAUCGUGAGCUUAUCCCCUUCCACAUCCCCUUCAGUCACUGCGUGCGCAAUUGUACCAUCACAAGCUUUCUAGCAAUGUAUCGAUUUUAUAAUCCAAUGUAUGUUCCUCACCCCCCCCAAAGUUUUGGGAGGGGGGGAAAAAGUGUAAAUAAAAAUGUGUGACC